AUAACAUACCCACUCAUAAUAACUUGUUCCUUCCUGGUCCACAAGUUAAUCGUCUUUGGAUAAGCUUCGAUCAAACAGACCAACGAUACGUUCGUGUCCAGAGGCUCUACUCUGAGGUUACAGAGGCAACUCUUGGAUCUAAUGCGAAUGGAAGAUAUCUAUAACGCGUGAAACUAGUAAGUGAAAGAGGGAGAGAGAGUGAGAUCGGGAAAGGAGGGGAAAAGGAGAGACAAAGCGAAAGAGAACGAGAAUUUCAGGAAUACUGGAAUGUAGUUGGUAACGCCAUCUGCGGAAUGCACCAUGCAGCAUUCUUAUGCGAACAAUACAACUACAGGGACACGCGUAACGCAACAAUGGCGACCUGAAACAUUGGCGUGCGUUUCCUUGCUCCAUAUACUUGUGACAUCUCGCCAGUGUUUACUGUAUCUUUUCUUCAUAUUCGUGAAUGUGAAAUACAUUCUUGCUACCGUAAAAUAUGUGACUAGUGAAUUAGACAAACAAAAAACGAGAAAUUGUGCGGAGCCAACAGUUAAAGUUAGUUAGUCGUAGGGACACAAUUCAAUGGUGUUGGUCUCUGCCGAAAAAACGGGAAAGCCAUGUAUACAUACAUAUCCUGUAAACUAUAAUGUUUUGUGGAAAAAUAGUGAAUACUUACCAUCAAAAUCUACUGUGGUGCUGAUACGGCAUGUUGAAAUAAGGGAAGCGAACGAAGGAGAUGAGCCACAAUAUUGCAGGCAUGCCACCCUUUGCAAGGAUGCCUUUGGGGGGUAUGGGUAUGGGUGUAAAUAUGGGUCCUAGUGCCCCACAUCCUGAAUCUUCUGCUCACCCUCAUCCUCCACCACCACCACCUACAGGUGCCAAUCCAAAAAAGAAGAGACGUACAAAUGCAAAUGUUGCUCAACCACCUCCGCAACAACCUCCAACAGUACAGGAUUUAUUACCUCCACCUUUAACCGGUUAUGGAGAUACAAUAGUAGCUAGUAAUCCUUUUGAUGAUACACCACCGCAAACUACACAAACACCAAUGAUGCAUGGUGGACCACCUCACAUGCAUCCUCAUCACCCACAUCAUAUGAGUGGACCACCUAUGAGAGGCAUGAGUCCUUUAACUUCAAUAGGUGGAAUGAGUCCUAUGAUGCCACACAAUAUGGGAAGUAUGAGUCCAAUGGGAAAUUCGCCCAUGACAAAUCACAUGAAUCAUAUGGGAGCAAUGUCUCCCAUGAAUCAUGCACCAAUUGGUGGUAUGAGUCCAAUGAAUAAUAUGGGUCCAAGUAUGCCACCUGGCCCAAUGAAUACUAUGAACAAUCAUAUGAAUAUGAGUCACAUGAGUAAUUCUCAACUUAGUGGUCCACCCAUGGGUAGUCCAAUGAAUAAUAUGAACAGUGGACCAAUGGGUAGUCCAAUGAAUAACAUGGGACAUAGUAUGGGAAGUCCUAUGGGUGGUCCAUUAGGAUCUCCUAUGAAUACAAUGGGAGGAUCGAAUCAUAUGCCUAAUGGACCAAUGAAUAUGAAUAAUAUUAAUAGCCAUAUACCGCCCAAUAGCCCUCUAAAUGGACCAUCUAUGAACAGCGUAAAUAGUCCAUUGGGACAUAACGGAUCUCAAACACAUCCAAAUCAUAUGGGUAAUAAUCUUAAUAAUUUAGGAAGACCGAUGAAUGGACCUAUGACUACCAUAAGUUCAAUGGUAUCCAACAAUUUGAAUAUGAGUGGUCCAAAUCAAAUAAAUAAUAUGAAUAUGGGUGGACCACCAAUGAAUAAUAUGUCUAACAUGAGUAUUAAUCAUCAUAAUCAAAUGAGUCAUAUGGGUGGUCCAAUGGGUACAAUGUCUAGUAAUAUAGGAGGUGGUCCGCCAAUGGGUCAUCCUAUUAAUAUGGGAGGUUCGAUACCACCUCAUGGUUUUCAAGGUCCACCGGGAAUGGGACCAAAACCAAUGCCAGUUUCUGCAGGGAAGAUAUAUCCUCCAGAUCAGCCAAUGGUAUUUAAUCCACAAAAUCCUAAUGCUCCACCCAUUUAUCCUUGUGGAGUGUGUCAUAAAGAAGUACAUGAUAACGAUCAAGCAAUUCUUUGUGAAUCAGGUUGCAAUUUUUGGUUUCACAGAGGAUGCACAGGAUUAUCGGAAACUGCCUAUCAAUUAUUAACCGCAGAAGUUUAUGCAGAAUGGGUGUGUGACAAGUGCUUACAAUCGAAAAAUAUACCUUUGGUUAAAUUUAAACCAUAACACUUCUUAACUCGUCGUAUAUGCGACAUACGAGUGACUCUUUGUUAGCGUUUACACCUUGUACACGCACACAUGCGCGUGCAAUUGCACACAGAUAAACACAUACGGUAUACAUUAAUGCAUGAGCGAAAUCAUGCAUAUAAUAUAAACAUACGCUGUUUGUUAAUAUCUUAGCUUUAACUUGUUGAAACAUUAGGGUAUCACUAUGAGUCAUAUUGGUGAAUGAGAUGGCAAAAACGACAUAUAGUAUGUUCGAAAGUUGCAUUACUUUUUAAGUAUGUUUAUGACAAGUAGAUUCAUCUGUUUAAAAAGUUAUUUAUCAUUUAAUUUUUAAUGUUACAUGUCUAUUUUCAAUCGUCCUAAUCAUAAAUAUAUAUAAAAUGAAUGUAGAAAACAUAUUAAUUUAAACAAAAAAUUUUGUUAAAUAUUAUAUAAUCGAUGAUGAAUUAUUCAAUUUCAAAUUAUAUUUAA
Messenger RNA from Apis laboriosa (Himalayan honeybee), 2689 nucleotides. RefSeq names its product protein pygopus (gene pygo). The transcript has 7 exons. Lineage: Eukaryota; Metazoa; Arthropoda; Insecta; Hymenoptera; Apidae. The coding region runs from base 716 to 2218 and encodes 500 amino acids. The record is from RefSeq and is a predicted model, not a curated record.